Molecule: messenger RNA, 1923 nt
Organism: Rotaria socialis
Lineage: Eukaryota; Metazoa; Rotifera; Eurotatoria; Philodinida; Philodinidae
Source: the annotation of a GenBank genome assembly
AUGGCAAAUACAAUAACUUACGAUCCCGACGAACAUCUAUUUUCGCCAUCGCCCGUUGCAGCAAAUCAAGUUCUCAGUGAAGUUAAUUCACCAAUUUUUUCUGCUUUAAGUUGCACUGAUACUAAAUCAAGCUUAUAUCUAUCUCAAACUAGUAGUAACGGUUCUCCACCACAAUCAAUACCAUAUUCACCAAAUUUAUUUAAUGAUCCUUCUCGACUAACUCAUGCAAAAAAUGAAAUGAUUGAUUUUUCAUUAAUGACAAAAUCUACUGAAAAACUUCAAAUUAUAGCACAACCCAAAGCAUUUUAUCGUGAAAGAUAUUGUAGUGAAACAGAUCCAACUAAACAUCGAGCUCAACGUUUCAUUCGUGCUGACGAUGAUACUGGUAAACAUGAAUAUCCAACCAUUGAAAUUCCACGAAAAUGGCAUGAUCGGAAUCGAGAUUUAUACAUUCGAGUUACUCUUGUUACAAUUUCGUCGGACAAAGUAUCUGUCAUAUGUAUACAUCCAUAUGCAAUUGAUACACCAGAAAAUAAUGUCCUACGAGAUGCAUACAAUAAUUCACUUUAUUUUCCAAUAAAUAGAGAAGAAAUGCUAAGUGGUAAAAAAAGUUUUCUUAUAAAUCGAAAAAAAAUGGUUCAACACGAUUUAAAAUUGUAUGGACCGUUACGUUUAUUUCAUUCAAAUGAAAAUGAUAUUCAACGUGUUACGAAUUCUCAUGAUGCUAAACAAAUCAUCGAAACAUAUCAAUUGUGGAAAUCUCAACUUGUAUUUACUAUAGCCGAACGUUUAUAUCAUAAUAAUUUUCCUAUUUCAAUACUUUCUACAUCAGUAACAUCUCAAAUAAUGUGUGAUGAAGCUAGUCGACGAGAUAAACCACCGAUUAAUGAUACAAAUAUGAUUGAUGAUGAUGCUUCAAUUAAAUGUACACCGAGAAAAGGAGAUUGGAAUGGUGGAGAUGAUGUAUUAAUGACGAUUCCUCGACUCGACAAACGAAAAUUAUUUCAUAUUUAUUUUGAUUAUGGUUCAAUGGGAAAACUAGAUUAUAUAAAAGCAACGUUUGUUGAUUCAAGAACAAUCUUUUUUCAAACUCCACCAUGUCCAAUAUUAGCAACUGAACGAAAUUUUACAGUACCAAUUAUUGUCACACAAAACGAUAUCAUCAUUGCACGUGUUGAUUUUAUUUAUUUAACACCUGUGAAAAUAACAAUAAAUUCAUGUUCACGUUGUCAAUAUGAAAUGAUGAAUAAUAAACGAAGAUAUUUUAUAUUAGACCCUACAGAACCUGAAGGUGGAGAUUUACUUGUUCAACAAAUGAAUCUAUUAACAACUGAAGAGAAGUAUAUUGAAACAAAUCGUCGACAUAUCAAUGAUGAUAAAAUUCCCAAAAUCGAUAAAUAUCUUGGCCAAUUGCAAGAUGCCAUUGUUGAAUUUGUUCGUACAAAUAAUCCUUCGCGACUGUUUCGACGAACACGCCUUUUACUUGUUAAAUACGAUCAAAAUCCUCCACCGUUAGACGAUGCUAUUCGAAAUGGUCAUUUUGAUAUAGCAUUAAAACUUAUCGAGCAAGUAGUUGAUAUGUCGUCUACAUCACCUGGUCUACUUGAACGAAAGAAUAAUGACGGUGAAACACCAUUAUUACUCGCUGCUAAACUCAAUCAAUGGAUUUUAAUCGAAGUAAUUAUUAAGAAACGUUUAGAUCUUACUGAAAAUACUGAUGAGAAUGAUAAUAAUAUUUUACAUCUACUUGCAAAUAUACCCGAAAAUAAAGCUUGCGAAACCAUCAAAAAUGUUCUUAAGUUAUUAUCGGAUAAUUUAAGAGUGAAUCUUUUAAAACAGAAAAACAAAGAUAAUCAAACGCCAAUUGAAAUUGCUCAAUCUAAAAACAAUACACACUGUGCUGAUCUUCUUAAUAAAUCUUAA